Lycium barbarum (goji berry) is the source of this 369-nucleotide messenger RNA. RefSeq names its product probable 2-oxoglutarate-dependent dioxygenase AOP1.2. The coding region runs from base 1 to 369 and encodes 122 amino acids. NCBI's taxonomy places the organism in Eukaryota, Viridiplantae, Streptophyta, Magnoliopsida, Solanales, Solanaceae. The record is from RefSeq and is a predicted model, not a curated record. The transcript has a single exon.
AUGGCAUCCAAGAUUCCAACCAUAGAUUUUUGCAAGACCGAGCUGAAACCAGGUUCUUUAGAAUGGGAACUAACAAAAGCUCAAGUCCUCCAAGCCUUAAAAGAGUAUGGUUGCUUUGAAGCAAUAUAUGAUAAGGUUCCAAAGGAAAUUGGAGAAACCAUGUUCGAUGCUUUAAAAGAAGCAUUUCCAUUGGAGUCCAAAGUGAGAGAGUAUAUAGACAAACCCUUUGAUCGGUACCAAGACCAAAUUCCACACACACCAUACAAUGAGAUUAGGUGCACCACUGAUUUGCUCCUCCCUGAAAGUAUUGAAACCUUCGUCAAUACCUUCUGGCCUGAUGGAAAUCUUCACUAUGGAUAUUAUGCUUAA